GAGAAUAUCUGUGAAGUGCACUAGACAUGAUUUAGAGCCGCCGAGUUGCCCUUCACAGAAAACGGGAUAUUACACUCCUCUCAUGGUCGCGUGAUUAACAUCAUCGUCAGCUUACUCGCAGUUCGUGCAUUUUUAUCAACCCCGCCCGCAUCCCGACUUCCCGACUCUUACCUGACCUUAUUCUACAUUUACUACUUUCAACUUCAUCGCUGGCAGCCAUGGCCGACAACCUUGAUCCAAAAUCCGAAGGACAUCUGGGGCAGGAACAAAAGCUAACCGAAGAAGUCGACACGGAAAACAACUACUCAGACCUGCAGCUUGCUUCUGCAGAAGGAAACCUCGAUCGCGUCUUGGAGCUCCUAUCUCUCAACGCUGAUCCGAAUGAGCCACCGAUCGGAUAUUACGGCAAAACAGCCCUCCAAGCCGCAUCCUCAGCCGGUUAUUUGUCCAUCGUUGAGGCACUUCUCUCCUCCGGCGCGGAGGUGGAUGCGCCAGGCGGCAAUAACGGUGGACGAACCGCCCUCACAAUGGCAGCCGAAGGUGGCCACCUCGAAAUCGUCAACUUCUUGAUCCUUAAGGGUGCAGAUGUGAAUCGCCCUGCAAGUCGCUACAUGGGUAGGACCGCACUGCAGGCUGCCGCCGAAGGGGGCCAUUUAGAUGUUGUGAGGAGGCUACUCGACGAGGGUGCCCAUAUCAAUGCGCCGGCUGCUCAUAACAAUGGGAGGACAGCUUUGCAAGCUGCUGCAGCCGGGCAGCACAUGGAGGUUGUCGACUUGCUGCUUGCCGAAGGAGCAGAUGUGAACACGCCGUUGAUGAGGUACAAGGGCGUAACGGCUUUGCAGGCUGCCGCCUUAGCGGGCAAUGCUCAGCUAGUCCGGAGACUUCUGGCCGUGGGUGCCGAUGUUAACGCAGAUGGGAGCUAUUAUAAUGGUUAUACAGCUUUGACUGCAGUUGCGGAAGUUGGCCAUUUGGAGAUCGCGGAAUUGUUGCUUGAUGCGGGUGCCGAUGUCCAGAAGACUUCGGGAAACAAGCAUUGGACACCACUUCACGUUGCGAAUCUCAGAGGACACAUGGAAAUUGCGAAGCUUCUCAAGGAGGCUGAGGGUGAUGGCCAACAGGCUUGACCAGAUUGCGACAUUAGGAUCGGUGGCUGCCCGCAUCGCCAACUCGGCCACCUAGUUCGGGUCAAGAUCAAUACGCGGCUUC
This is a messenger RNA of Phialemonium atrogriseum, 1206 nucleotides long. RefSeq names its product ankyrin repeat-containing domain protein. Gene Ontology annotation, molecular function: protein binding. The record is from RefSeq and is a predicted model, not a curated record. Bases 219 to 1124 code for a protein of 301 amino acids. Lineage: Eukaryota; Fungi; Ascomycota; Sordariomycetes; Cephalothecales; Cephalothecaceae. The transcript has a single exon.